GGCCCUUGGUACAGCUGUCCCGUGAAUACGUGGCUUUAGGCCUCUGCUGCUCGCUGUGUGCGUUCCUCGGCCUGUGAGGAGCGGGGAGCCGCCUCGCUGUGGGGCUGACAACUCCUCUGAGGCCCCGCCGUUCGGCACAGCUUCACUGCUAUGGGCGAUACAGAAGAAGCCCAAAUGCAGAUCAGCCCCGAAACUCCUGGGCGGGUCACAGUUCUGAAUCCUUUCGAAAGCCCCAGCGAUUAUUGCACCCUUCAGGAGCAGAUUGUCUCCAGUCCUUCCGUCUUCAAAUCAACAAAAUCUUCAUCUACACCAGGAAAAUUUAGGUGGUCUAUUGAUCAGCUUGCUCUAAUAAAUCCUGUGGAAAUUGACUCAGAAGAUAUCCGACGCCAAGCAAUGUAUUUGAGUCACGCUAGAAUUGAUAAGGAGACCGAAGAGAGGAGGCAAAAAGCAAUUGAGGAGUUUUUCACAAAGAGCCUCAUAGUUCCUUCUCCUUGGACUGAACAUGAAGGCAAGCAAGUUUCUCAGUUUAAUUCAGCAAAAUCUAUAGAUCUAAAUAACAUUUCUCCAAUUGGAAGACAGCUAACUUUGCCUGGGAAAAGCAAUGCUGCUUGUCAGACAGUACUGUCUUUGCCAGUGGAUUUUAAUUUAGAGAAAAUCCUAGGUGAAUAUUUCAGAACUGAUGAAAUUGCAGAUCAGUCUCAGGAGAAUCUGAGCUCUUCAUCACUCAGAAGAAAGCUGUUUUUGGAAGAAAACGGAAACAUAUCUGAAUGUUUGUCCCCCUCCUUGCAUAAUCCAUGCAGCAGUCAGCCGCUUGGAGUGCUUUGCUCAAUAGAUAUAUCUCCAGUUCGGUGCAGAAGCCCCCUGGAAACAUCUAGUUCUGGUCAGUUUUCAUCUAGCCCUAUUCAGGGAGGACCAAGGACUUACAGUCUGGGAAGUAUUACCAGUCCCUCGUUUCCAGAAGGGUCCCCUGCACGUAAUGGUUCUCCUACAUUUUCACCCAUUGCUUUUCACAUAAGACAUACACCACUGUCAGACCAAAGAAAACUUGCAUUUUGUUCUCCAGAUAUCCCUUCUGUUGCAAAUAGAAUGACACCUGCAAGUACAAGAAGUCCGUAUAUAGAUGGUUGUUCUCCAAUUAAAAACUGUUCUCCUAUGAGGCUUGGAGGAUGUAGAGGAACUGCCCAGUAUCAAACUUCGGUCAUUAGAAUACCAUUUGCUGUUGAAAAUCACGAUGAGGAUGAAGACAAGGAAAAUGCUUCUCUGGCAGAAGCACAGUUCCCAGAAAUCGAUAAUGGAAUAGACUUCUGUCAGCAAGAUGGCGAUACCUUUGUACCUGGUACACAUCUCGUCGUAGCAAGAGUGUCUAUUACACCAGAUCAUUCGGAAGCUUGUCAUCAAAGGCUGUCAUCCUAUCAGGAUAUAGAAGGCUUGAAGGAAAACAAUACUGUAGAUAUGGCUGAUGUAGCUGAAGUAUCAGAGAACACUUGGAUAAAAGAAACAGUUGGCAGUAGCAAUGCACCAAUGACCAGCUUUAUGACAGGGAUUACUUUCAGUAUUGAAAACUCACGCAUGUGCAUGUCACCUCUUGCAGAAAGUAGUGCAAUUCCAUGCGACAACAGUAGUAUUCAGGUGGACAGCGGCUACAAUACCCAGAUGUGUGGAAGUAGCAUCAUGGAUGCUGCGGGGGCUGAAAAUAGUUGCAGAGAGAAUGAUGUGAACACUAACGCACUUCAGACUAAAUCUCAACUUCCCAAAACAAAGGAGUGUUCUGUUUUAAACCACAAAGACAAUCAGUUGCUGGGAGCAAAAUCUCCAGAGAAGCAGUCCUGUUUCCAUAAAGUGAAAACGCAUCAUACAGUAUUUUGUCAAAAUGCAAGUUGCAACAUUUCUACCUGGAAACAUAAAAAUGAAAAUCAAAUUCAGGGAUUUCACACAAGUGCGAGGAUAACCAAUCCCAGGAUGCUGGAUGGAAAUACUGCUUCCAGUUCUGAGCAGCAGCCCAUGGAAAGGCCUGUCUCAAACUGACAAAUGCAUGGCUAUUGACGCACUAAGCCUGAAAUAGUUGGUCACGUCUAAGUGUUAAGGGGACUGAAAACAUUUUUAAAAAUUAAAUGUGAAUAUGAAUAGAAUUGCAUAGCAUUACAAAGCAGUGUAUUAGAACUGGGACUUCUGUGCAGCCAUUGUUUGAACUGAACAAUUCCUGAAAAACUUUCAUCAAUUAAACAGUAUUUGGUUUUAGUUCUUACAUUUCAAAAUCAAUACAUCCAAUUAAAAAAUAAUAAUAAUUAAAAAAAACCUUCAGGUUUCUAAACUGAACACAACACGCAAUAACAAUAACUUGUUCUUGAAGUAAAAAAAAAACAAAAAAAAACCAACAAAACAGUUCUGUACUGUGUACCUAUCACUAACUGAACCUGAUGUCCUGAGUGAGCUGCUUGAUAAACUUGAAGCAGUGCCCUGAUAAAAGGUGAACUGCACUGAAUCGAUAACUUCUACAGGAUUUUAUUUUUAAUAAAGAAUGAAGUUGGACAUGUGGGAAAUUAGUAUAUUUAAUAGGGCAUUCAAAAUGAGCUUCCGAUGAUGACGUUUGAAGCUCAAAGGCGAGACAACUUACAGUCAAUUUAAAAUAUAUUUAUUAUUUUAUGUCUUUUCUAUUUCUAAUGAUGAUUUUUAAGAAUAAUGAGUUGAAGUGGUGAAUUGUAGAUUUCUGGAAUGUGCAAAAGAUUUAUUUUUCUAAGUCUGAUCAAUAAAAAUAAUAGUAUGCAUCAAUAUAGGUAAGAAGCAGGGCUGUCCAUAUCAUAAUCCGUUUAUGAACUGUACAGUAGGUAUGAUUAAGACUUGUUUUCUUUUAAUUAAAACUUGUGAUUCUUUGUAGUGCUGUGUUCUGUGACCAGAGCUUUUUAAAGUAACUACAGAUUAAAACAAACACAAAAAUAAGUGUCAUCACUAAGUUGCCUGAUUGCACCAUGUAUGAGUAUUUCCUUAAAUGCAAGGGGAAGAUAACACCAGAAAUGGUUGUAUGUAUGAAAAUAAUUACAGACAUUCCUUUGCCCCAGUAAAAUGUUAUAUUCUGUCCUGUUUUAGACUUCAGUUAGAUCAAAAUUAUUUUAUGAAAACUUGCAUAUAUAAUUGUUUUGUAGAAGAAACCUACUGUACAAAUUAUCAUGGAAAUCAUUUGACCAUUCUCCUUCUGUAGUUGUACUUCAUGCAUAGGUUGGCACAUGUUGCACAAAACAGUCCUUGUUUACAUUAAAUAUUUUUUUAACAAGAGUCUUUUAACAUGAGUAGUUGUAAAUUGAGUAGUAAAACAGAAUAAAGACUUGCCUUCAAUACCUCA
Coturnix japonica (Japanese quail) is the source of this 3337-nucleotide messenger RNA. RefSeq names its product BORA aurora kinase A activator (gene BORA). NCBI's taxonomy places the organism in Eukaryota, Metazoa, Chordata, Aves, Galliformes, Phasianidae. Gene Ontology annotation, biological process: regulation of mitotic nuclear division; activation of protein kinase activity; regulation of mitotic spindle organization. Gene Ontology annotation, cellular component: nucleus; cytoplasm. Gene Ontology annotation, molecular function: protein kinase binding. The record is from RefSeq and is a predicted model, not a curated record.